This is a messenger RNA of Rattus norvegicus (Norway rat), 5648 nucleotides long. The record is from RefSeq and is a predicted model, not a curated record. Lineage: Eukaryota; Metazoa; Chordata; Mammalia; Rodentia; Muridae.
AUGAGGUCCUGACAGUUACCGAAGGUAAAGUCACAACUUACUUGGUAGAAAUGUGUUGACAAAUGGAUCUUCUGUCUACUGACAUUAAAGACUUCUGUUGUACCAAAUAGGAUACUCAAAUUGAAAUGGAUGAGUUUCCAGGUGCAUGUAACAUAUGAAGUAUAAACAACAUGAAAUAAAUAAUAUAAAUAAGACUAAGAGGAAGAAUGGGACUGAAGCAAUUAUAAAAUGCCAUCCUUAAAACAACCUCAUGACUAGAAUGACAGGAUUCUAUCAGAACUUUAAAGAACUAACAGCAAAUCAACUUAACAUUUAAUACUUCUUGCCCGAAAAAAAUCAAGACUUCCUGACUAUUACCUGAUACUAAGGCAGAUAAUGAACCUGACAUGUGGAGCAUGCCUUUAAUCCUAGCAAUUCCACAGGCAGGGAAGGCAGACCUCAGUGAGUUCAAGGCCAUCUUGGCCCCCAAAACUAUAAAACAAGCAAGCAAGCAAACAAAUCAACAAACAAAAAACCCACCACAUACUGGUACAACCAAAAAGAAAUUACACUCUGAUGUUAAAAUUAAACAACUGGUCUGGUCACAUUAGCACAGGUCUUUAAACACAGGUUCAUACAGAGAAACGCUGUCUACAAUGAAGGAAUGAAUAACCCGUCCCCCAAAUUUUCUGUUAGAUAUUUCACAGACACAGACACGUCACAUCAUUGUGUGUUUCUGUGCCAAUUUCAAACACUACCCACCCUCAUCUCCUCCCUCCCCUGUCCUGGUCCACAAUUCCAACAAUUACCCUAUGAUUGUUCAUCCCUAUUCGUCUUGCCUGGACCCACUGAGAUGAACUAGAGUCAUUUGUGAGACUGGGUUUGGAGCUAUGUGCUGGAGCCUGAGUGCUCAGCACAGGAUAACAACUAUAGGCAGUGAUUCUUCUACAAUCUAUCCAUAGCCAACAUCUGAGAGAUAAAGUGAGCCAUUCCCUUUCCUAGACUGACUGUGGUUUUCUGUGAGGCCAGUGCAGCCAAGGACAGUUGCUGUUGGUUACUCAUUACAGUAGUUGUAUGGAGUCUAGAGAAUGGCCUGUCUUACUUCCUCCUCUUUCCCUUACUUCCUAACCACCUCUUGUCUCUCAGUGUUCCCAGAGCUGGAGGUGGUAUGGAGUAACAGACAUUUUCAGGACUAGAACCAUGUGCUUUACUUAUCUUUUGCAUCUUGCCAAGCGUCUGCAUCCACCAGACAUCUGUUUCCCUUCAUAUCAAAUUUAGCUUGAGUCACGGAGCAGUAAAAUGAGUUGGUAAAAUGACAAGACCGCCAUCUAGUGGUAAAAGCAGUACAUCGCGGAAUGAAUUCUGCCCUAAGCUGUUAGCAAAACGAACACUUUUUUAGACACUUUUUUCCCCCUCAAAAUCCAAGUUCUUUGAAUAUCUGUACCAAAGUCAAAAUUUCAGACUUUGGUUUUGGCUUCGCAUAUUUGUGUGUUGGGGAUGGGACUCUGGCUUCUCAAGUUAGCCUGUUAUUGUUUUGUAUGAAGUAGGCUUGUUUUAGGCUAUUUUGCAUGCGAAGGAUUCAGAAACCAGGAUGGGGAGUCAGAUACCGGGUGCAGAGUCCUAUCAAACCCAGUUCUGGUCUAGGCUGGCAGUCGUCAUGGGGAGGCUGUGCAGAUCGGGUCCAGGGCAGCCUGACAGCUCGAGCUGUGUGACAGGAAGCCUGAGACAGAGUGGGAGGGACCGGUCUUCGCCGAGCAGGAAUACACACCCAGAAACAUGGUGGAAGGUUGUUAGCCCUUAGGUGGGGGUUGAAAAAAAAUAGUUCCGAGUGGGAGGAAUUAGAGGAGUGACGUAAACGGAAGCUGGAAACUGGGUGUGGGAGGCUGGAGACCUGAGACAGAGAACCAAAGACAGAAGUAUCAUCAGCCCGUUCAAGUCCAGAGCUCCAGGCCCUGCACCGCGGGGAAUCGCGAGGUACAGACCUGGAGUCGGAGGACAUAGGACUUCGUGGGAAGGUAAAACUCCCAGCAGCCGCGGAAAGUCAGCAAUCAGUAAUCGGCAGCGAAGCGGCGGGAACUGGAGCCAGGCCAGGGCUCACUGAUCACCCAGACCUUCGUACCUGUGGAGACCUGGAAGGUGGAGAGGGAGGAGACAGUAGCUAAGGAUUCAGGCUGCAGGCUAGCUAUUCAUUGUUCCUGAAAGGGAAAUUCAAAGAAGAGAAACAGAAAGAAAUGGCUAAUUCUCCAAUAAACAUGUCCCAGAAAUAGGGUAUUACUAUGGAACCUUGGCUGAUCAGAAAUUCAGUAUUCCAGGCUGGCCUUCAACUCACAGAGAUCUGCUUGACUCUGCCUGCCGAGUGUAGGGAUUAAAGCUGUGAGUCACCACCAAUCAUUUUGUAAUGUCCUGACUGUUGCCCAAAUGAGUUAAAAAAUGGAGCAUAUGCCUACUAAUAUUAAAGACUUCUAUUACCCUAAAUUGGAAGGCUAAUUGAAAUACAUGAGGUUCCAGAUGCAUAUAACACACCAAAUAUAAACAACAUGAAAUAAAUAAUAUGAACAAAACUUCAAGUAGGAAUAUAACUCAAGCAAUUAUAAAAUGCAACCCAGAAAACAACCCCUCGACCGGAUUAACAGUAAUGUAUUACAACUUCUAAGAACAAACAGCAAAGCUACAUUUAAUACUUCUUGACACAAAAAAGCAAGACUUCCUGACUCUAUUAUCUGACAUUUAAGCAGAUAAUGAGCCCAGCAUGGUGGCACAUGCCUUUAGAGAGGCAGAGUAGGCUGAUCGCAGUGAUUUCAAACCUAGCAUGUCUCAAAAACCAGAGCAAGUGAGUGAGUGAGCGAGAGAGAGAGAGAGAGAGAGAGAGAGAGAGAGAGAGAUAUCCCACCAAAUGCUGGUUGAUGUAGUCAUUAGAAAAAUAUUUGAGGGACUGGAGAGAUGACACUGCAGUUAAGAGCGCUGAGUUCAAUUCCCAGCAACCACAUGGUGGCUCAUAAUGACCUGUAAUGGUAUCUCAUGCCCUCUUGUGGGGUCUCUGGAGACAACAACAGUGUACUUACAUGCAUAAAAUAACUAAAUUAAAAAAAAAAACCAAAACAAAACAGUAUUUGAGUUGAAAAUAGUGGCACAUGCCUUCAAACACAAGUUUCCACAGAAAAGCCCUGUCUUGAAUGAAUGAGUGAAUGGCCCUCUCAAACUUCUAUUAUUAGUUAUUUAAUACUGACAUUCAUAUGUGUAUAACAUAUGUAUAUAGACACAGUGUGUGUGUGUGUGUGUGUGUGCAUGCAUUUGUAUCAGCACAUCUAAUUCUGCUCACUCACACCUCCUACCUCUCCACCAUACUUGUCCACAGUUCCAACAGCCACUCUACUGUGUUCAUAUCUAUUCAUAUUGCCUAGGGUCCACUGAGGUCAACCAGAGCCAUUUGUGAGGCUGAGGGUUUGGAGUUAUGUGCUGGAGCCUGAGUGCUCAGCAGAGGAUGACAACUAAAGCAGUGAUUCUUCCACAAUAUAUCCAUAGCCAACGUCUGAGAGGGUCACUAGCCAACUAUUCAUUCUUCUUCAAAGAGGAAAAUCAAAGAGAAACGGAAAGAAAUGGCUGAUUCUUCAGUCAACAUGUCCAAGCGUCUGUUGACAUUCCGAGAUGUGGCUGUGGACUUCUCCCAGGAGGAGUGGGAAUGCCUGGACUCUGCUCAGAGGACUUUGUAUAUUGAAGUGAUGGUCGAGAAUUAUACCAACCUGGUGUCUGUGGAGAAUUAUUCUAUACGUGGUACUGUCCAUCGACCUCUGAGGACUGAAAAGGUGUCUUGUCAGUCUAAUAAGCGUGGUGAAAUAUUUCAUGGUUCCUCCAACUGUGUACUUUAUAAAAGAAGUGACACUACAGAAACCUCUAAUAACUACAGAUGCUGUAAGGACAGGGAUGCCUCUGUUGACUCAUCAGAGCCAGGUCAACAUACAAGCACGCACACUGGAGAAGAACCUUGUGAACCUAAAGACUGUGAGAAAUCUUCUAGUUUGUGUUCCAACAUUGCUCAAGAUCAGCGAACAAACACUGCAAACAAGGAACAGAGACAAGAAAAACGUGAUGACCAUUUCAGUUCUACACACAGUCUCAUACAACAAAUAAUCUACAUUAGAGAGAAACGACACCAGUGUGCGCAGUGCAAGAAGUCCUUCCGUACCUCCGCAAACCUCACUAUACAUCAGAGAAUUCAUACUGGAGAGAAACCCUACAAGUGCAACUUUUGUGACAAAGCCUUUGCCCAGUGUACAACUCUUAAAACGCACCAACGCCUUCAUACUGGAGAGAAGCCUUACAAAUGCAAAGAAUGUGGCAAAUCAUUUCCUCAGUUGUCAGGACUUAAAAGCCAUCAGAAAAUGCAUACUGGAGAGAAGCCUUACAAAUGUAAGGACUGUGACAGAUUCUUUGCCCACUGUUCCAGUUUCAGGAGACAUCAGAAAACCCAUAGUGCUAAGAAUAAGCAACAUUAUACUGACCCAAAUUGUGGUAAAGACUUGCAUCAGCUUUCACACUUUAAAAGCCAUCACAGCCUUCAUACUGCAGAGAAGCCUUACAGAUGCAGUGACUGUGAUAGAUCCUUUACCCACUAUGAAUUAUUUAGAGUUCAUCAGAAAACUCAUUCUUCAGAAAUAGAUUAUGAAUGCAAAAAAUGUGGUCAGUCCUUUACUGAAUUAUCAGAACUUAAAAGGCAUUACAUAAUCCAUGCUGGUACAAAAGAUUACAAAUGUAGAGAAUGUGAUAAGUCCUUUACCCAGUACUCAACUCUUCAACGCCAUCUGGCAAUUCAUAUUGGAGAAAGACAUUACAAAUGUAAGGAAUGUGACAAAGCCUUUCUUCAUAACUCACAUCUUAGAAGACAUCAGAGUGUUCAUACUGGAGAGAAGCCUUAUAGAUGUAAGGAAUGUGACAAAUCUUUUACUAGAAGCUCAAUUCUUAAACAACAUCAGAAAAUUCAUACUAAAGAGCAGCCUUACAAAUGUGUGGAAUGCGACAAAUCCUUUUCACAGCCCACACAUCUAAGAACACAUCUGAGAGUUCAUACUAAAGAAAAACCUUAUAGGUGUACUGUAUGUGACAAAUCCUUUACUACGAGUGCAACUCUUAGAAUACAUCAUAGAGUUCAUACUGGAGAAAGACCAUACAAAUGUACGGAGUGCAACAAAUCUUUUCGUGAAGGCACAACUCUUAGAGCACAUAAGAAAAUUCAUACUGGGGAGAAACCUUACAAAUGUAAGGAAUGUGACAAAUCCUUUAUCAGGUAUGCACAUCUUCAAAGACAUCAGAGAGUUCAUACAGGAGAGAAACCUUACAAAUGUAUGGAAUGUGGCAAAUCUUUUACUGAGUGCUUUCUUCUUAGAAAGCAUCAGAGAAUUCAUACUGGAGAGAAACCUUACAAAUGCCAAAACUGUGACAUAUCAUUUUUGUGUAUUUCAAAUCUUAGACAACAUCAGAAAACUCAUACUGAAGAAAAACAUCCUGUUGUAAAUAAUGUGAUAUAACAUUUAUCUGGUGUUCUCUGCUUACAGAUCACAAGGAGAUAAGUAGUAGACCCACAAAGAUAACAAGCUUGUGAAAUCCUUUAAUAAAGAUUGAAAUCUUUAGAAGUAUAACAAAGUUUAUAUUAAAAUAAAAUUCUGUACAUGUCA